CUCUCCCGCCAUGUCUGCGUCAGCGGGGUCCUUCUCAGCCCCUCCCCAGGUGCACGUCUUUGACGGGAUUCUGUCCGACUUUGACGGGACCAUUGUGGACUCGACAGAUGCAAUUGUCAAGCAUUGGCACCAAGUCGGCGAGGAAAUGGGCGUCGACCCCAAGGUCAUUCUAGCAACGUCUCAUGGGCGGCGGAGUAUCGACGUUCUGAAGUUGUAUGACCCGAGCAAGGCGAACUGGGAGUACGUGAGCUAUAUCGAAGGUCGCAUUCCGCAAGAAUAUGGCUCCGACGCGAUUGAAAUCCCGGGGGCGCGGGACCUUCUCUCCGCGCUGGAAGACUCAAGCGUGAACUGGGGCGUGGUCACCUCGGGCACGCGCGCCCUGGUCGACGGCUGGCUUGGAGUGUUGGGCCUCCCACAUCCGCGCAACCUAGUGGUCGCCGAGGACGUUGAGGCUGGCAAGCCCGAUCCACGCUGCUACCUCCUUGGCCGGGAGCGGUUAGGCCUCGACGACCCGUCAUCCUCGUCGAUUAUCGUCUUCGAGGACGCCCCAUCGGGCAUCCGCGCGGGCAAGGCCGCUGGGUUCCGCGUGUUGGCGCUGGCCACCACGCACUCCCUCGCGCAGCUCCGUGACGCCGGCGCCGAUUGGAUCGUGCAAGACCUGCGCAGUGUCUCUGUCCAGCGCGUCGAGAGCGGCAGAGUGCAUCUGGAGAUCAGGGAUGCGUUACUGUAAUUACUUGUUAUACAGAGUAUGGAGUGGUUAGUUAGACGUGUGCAUAGACUAGAUAUAGAAUUAGGGAAAUGUUGACAUAGAUUAUAAUACUCGU
This is a messenger RNA of Penicilliopsis zonata CBS 506.65, 824 nucleotides long. RefSeq lists its product as hypothetical. The transcript has 4 exons. The record is from RefSeq and is a predicted model, not a curated record. Gene Ontology annotation, molecular function: sugar-phosphatase activity; beta-phosphoglucomutase activity. The coding region runs from base 11 to 730 and encodes 239 amino acids. NCBI's taxonomy places the organism in Eukaryota, Fungi, Ascomycota, Eurotiomycetes, Eurotiales, Aspergillaceae.